CUCUAUAUAUACUAGGUCACCGUGACGUUGCAUUGGACCAUAAAAGUGUCAGUUCCUUCCCAUCUCGGCGUCAAUCCUUCGCACUUAUCAACAUACAACACACAACAUGGCUACCGGUAUCGCCCUCGUAGGAAGUGGUAUCUUCGCCAAAGAGGAGCACCUUCCCGCCAUUCUCGCAACACCGCUCCUCAACCUGAAAGCAGUCUACUCGCGCUCUUUGUCUUCCGCGAAAGCCUUGUCGGAGCACCUCUCGGACGUGGAUCUGUAUAGCGAAGACUCCGAAGGGGCGACAUACGACGACCUUUUAAAGCGCUCUGACGUCAAGGCUGUGAUCAUCGCCCUCCCUAUCCUCGUGCAACCAGAAUACAUCAAGCGCGCACUCUCAGCAGGCAAACAUGUGUUGGCUGAGAAGCCCAUCGCGAAAGAUGUGGCCACCGCCACGGAGCUGAUAACCUGGACUUCCGACCCCGCUAACACGAACGCAACCUACUCCGUUGCCGAAAACUUCCGGUAUUUGGAGUCUUUCCUGUACGCGUCCGAGCAGCUCAAGUCGCUCGGCCGCAUCCUGACCUUCCGGUCACGAGUUUCCGCCUUCGUACAGACCGGCGGCAAGUACUACGAGACCUCGUGGCGCAAGACUCCGGAGUAUCAGGGUGGCUUUCUGCUCGAUGGCGGUGUUCACUUCGUAGCGGCGACACGACUAUUGCUGGAAGGCGGCGGCGAGAAGGUGCAGAAGGCCAGCGCGUUCACUGCACAGCUGCAGCCGCAUCUCCCACCUAUCGACACUCUACACGCCACAUUGCAACUGGGUUCGGGCGCCUCGGGCACAUUCUCAGUUUCCUUCGGUACGACCGAUACUGGGAGCGAGUACUUCGUUGCCGCGGAGAAGGGCACGGUGACUGUAUUAAGGGGCAAGGUCAUCGUGACCCAGGACGGGAAGAGCGAAGAGAAGGUGUUUCCCGACGAGGGUAACGGCGUGAAGCAGGAGGUCAAGGCAUGGGCUGAAGGGCUAGCACAGGGCAAGCCGAAUGCGCGACAGAGUGCUGAAGAGGCGCUGGAGGAUCUGAAGUUUUUGGAGGCGGCGCUGCAGAGUGGCGAGAAGGGCGGACAGCCGGUUGAGAUCUAGAGCCAUGCCCACAGUCAGAGCACGAUGUUUUCCAAGUGCGUAAGAGAGAUCAGUGUAACACUGUUAAAAAAAGCGCCGUCUCUGGUCUUCGUUACAUACAGGCUCUCACGACAGGAGUCAAUGAAUUAGAGCAUUGCAGUACCGGCGGCCCCGACUACUGAAUAAGACAUGGAUUCCAUGUUGUUACACUCCGGCGACGCCGUCGGCGGACUUGCCGUCGGCAUACCAUGCCGCGCCGAUUUUGCGGCAUCUUACUUCACCACACCACACCGCAGCGCACGCGACAUGCCGAGAUGAGACAAAAAAAAGGUGGCCUGAGAUUAAUCAUGGGAGCGCAGGAUUCGUUGAUGUGUGUGCCCUGCAAGGUGAGAACUUGAAGCAAGACUAGGCAUUCCAGACACAGUGGCCGCUGACGGCACGGUGAAGCACCGGGUCCUUCUAUGCCCUGACGUCGCUGAGCUGAAUAAUCGUGGGUGGGACUGUAGGGUAUGAAAGAUAAA
This is a messenger RNA of Boeremia exigua, 1626 nucleotides long. RefSeq lists its product as uncharacterized. Bases 107 to 1126 code for a protein of 339 amino acids. Gene Ontology annotation, biological process: NADPH regeneration. The transcript is spliced from 2 exons. Lineage: Eukaryota; Fungi; Ascomycota; Dothideomycetes; Pleosporales; Didymellaceae. Gene Ontology annotation, molecular function: nucleotide binding; oxidoreductase activity. Gene Ontology annotation, cellular component: cytoplasm. The record is from RefSeq and is a predicted model, not a curated record.